AAGAUUAUGAAAUACGUCGUAUCCUCGAUCCUGUUGAGAAGUUCUAUGGAGAUGUAAUAGGUGAAAUAAAAUGCUUAGAUUUGCAAUUCCACUAUAAAGGAAAGUGGCGGAGCUUAGAUGCCACCGAAGUAAUAGUCUUUCAAAUUUGCAAAAAUCCAUCAUUCGAUCUGGUGUUAGGACAAGGAUGGUUAUGGAUGCAUAAAGCAAAAAUAAGCUUUGAAUUUUCUCCCGAAGCCCGUAGCCACCAUGCUAAAAUUGUAAUAGAUAGUAUGAGCAUCCCAUUAAUCGAGGGAAAUAGUAAUAAAACCAGCAUUAGUAAAAAUAACUUAUCUAAAUCGAUGGAAUCUAAACCUGGUCUAGCUCAAGAGGAGAAUAGCGGGACUACCAAGAAUAAGAAAUACCCUAAAGUAGAUUUAGGUGAUGGAGGUGGAAAUCUUUCAAUCAAAACGCACCUCAAUAAUAUUUGGAAAUCGGUCCAUUCUACAAAAAAUGAUAUAGAGUAUGGAAUUUUUGAAAAACUCCGUAUUAUCGAGUAUGAACUAAGUUGUAUAAAUAAAGGAAAGUUACCAUGGAUAAAAUCUGAGACAGAGACUAGUUCAUCCAGUUCCGAUUCAGAAUCCACGGACUCAGGCCGAUAUAAACUCCAAAAGGAUCGCGUGCGUAAUACAAAGAAAAAGGUUGUCUCUCCUAUCCGAAAACAUCGUAAACAUAACCUGUCUAAAUCAACGGAAUCUAAACCUGGUCCAACUCUAGAGGAG
Messenger RNA from Diversispora eburnea, 758 nucleotides. The record is from the annotation of a GenBank genome assembly. Lineage: Eukaryota; Fungi; Glomeromycota; Glomeromycetes; Diversisporales; Diversisporaceae.